AUGCUCUUGCGCUGGAGUAACAUGCGAGUCCGCCAGAUGACUCAAUCACCCACGGUGCAUCGGGGCGCGAUAUCGCCCUCGCUCGGGACAGGGUUAGCGAAGCGCCAGUCCUAUCAUUUCGGGACCUCGUCCCCGAGGACGGUCUCACCCAGAGGCUUGGAAUGGCAAACGACAAUGUCGACUCUCCUCAAGAAAUUGAUGGCUGCGGUCGUGGCUCUGCAAGCAGUCGCAACUUUUGCAACACCAAUCUCCAACGAGGUUGUUGGCAUUGAGAAACGCGACGGCGGCUUCGCAAAUGCUGUCUACUUCACCAACUGGGGUAUUUACGGUCGUGGCUUCCAGCCUGCUGAUCUUCAAGCCUCGCAGAUCACGCAUGUGCUCUACUCGUUUAUGAACAUUCGUUCGGAUGGCAAUAUGACCCAUAGCUUUUCCGGUGAUACUUAUGCGGACUACGAGAAGCACUACCCCGCUUGGAACGAUGUCGGCAACAAUGCUUACGGCUGCGUCAAGCAACUCUACCUUCUCAAGAAACAGAAUCGUAACAUGAAAGUGAUGCUAUCGAUUGGCGGUUGGACUUGGUCUACGAACUUCCCUGCUGCUGCCAGCUCUGCUUCUACCCGAAAGACUUUUGCCCAGUCUGCUGUCAGUUUCAUGAAGGAUUGGGGGUUUGACGGCAUCGAUGUCGAUUGGGAGUACCCCGCCGAUGCCACACAGGCGCAGAACAUGAUUCUGUUGCUCCAGGCAGUUCGCGAUGAGCUCGACUCUUACGCCUCGCAAUAUGCCAAAGGCCACCACUUCCUUCUUUCUAUUGCCGCUCCCGCGGGACCUGACAAUUUCAACAAGCUGAAGCUCGCUGAACUUGGCAAGGUACUCGAUUACAUUAACCUGAUGGCCUACGACUUUGCCGGAUCCUGGAGCAAUUACACUGGUCACAACGCCAACUUGUACGCCAACCCUGGAAAUCCCAACGCAACUCCCUUCAAUACGGAUGGUGCUGUCCAGGCGUACAUCAAGGGUGGUGUUCCUGCCAACAAGAUUGUUCUCGGUAUGCCAAUCUACGGUAGAUCUUUCCAGCAAACCGAAGGCAUCGGCAAGCCAUACAGUGGAGUCGGCUCCGGUAGCUGGGAGAACGGUGUCUGGGAUUACAAGGCUCUUCCCAAACCUGGUGCUACCGUCAAGUGUGACGACACUGCCAAGGGCUGUUACAGCUACGACACAAACACCAAGGAGCUGAUUUCUUUUGACACUCCAGCUAUGGUUAGCACUAAAGUCAGCUGGCUCAAGGGCAAGGGACUCGGUGGCAGCAUGUUCUGGGAGGCUUCCGCUGACAAAAAAGGAUCCGAUUCCCUCAUUCGCAUCAGCAGCCAAGGUCUUGGAAUCCUGGACAGUGCGCAAAACUACCUCGACUACCCUAACUCAAAGUACGACAACAUCAAGAAUGGCAUGAAAUAA
This is a messenger RNA of Cordyceps militaris CM01, 1452 nucleotides long. RefSeq names its product chitinase 1 precursor. Gene Ontology annotation, biological process: chitin catabolic process; carbohydrate metabolic process. NCBI's taxonomy places the organism in Eukaryota, Fungi, Ascomycota, Sordariomycetes, Hypocreales, Cordycipitaceae. The coding region runs from base 1 to 1452 and encodes 483 amino acids. Gene Ontology annotation, cellular component: extracellular region. The transcript is spliced from 5 exons. The record is from RefSeq and is a predicted model, not a curated record. Gene Ontology annotation, molecular function: chitin binding; chitinase activity.